Messenger RNA from Melospiza melodia melodia, 1235 nucleotides. RefSeq names its product chromosome 12 C2orf72 homolog (gene C12H2orf72). The record is from RefSeq and is a predicted model, not a curated record. NCBI's taxonomy places the organism in Eukaryota, Metazoa, Chordata, Aves, Passeriformes, Passerellidae. Bases 1 to 738 code for a protein of 245 amino acids. The transcript has 3 exons.
AUGGCGGCGGCGGACCUGCAGGAGCUGCGGACGCUGGUGGAGCGGGCGGGCGGCCGGCGGGCAGUACUGCUGGUGGCCGAGGUGGCGGAGGGGGCCCCGGCGCCGCCCGCCCUGGCCGCCUUCGCCCGCGACCUCCUGGACGACGAGGCGCCGCGCGCAGCGCGCCCGGGGCCGGUGCCGGGGUGCCGGGCGCGGCGCUCGCCGGGCGCCGGGGGCCGGGCGCUGGGAGCGCGGCUGCUGCUGGUGCUGUGCGGCGGCGGGGCGGCGCGGGACCGCGGGGCGCGGACUCGCCUGCGGGAGGUGGUGCGGGACGUGCGCGGCCGCCUGCCCGCGGGGCCGCCGCCCGCCGUCGUGGGUGUCCUGCUGCCCGGCGGGGACGGAGAGGACGCGGCGGUGCUGGACGCGGCCCUGCGGCGGCACUUCCCGGCGCCCGGCACGGUGCAGGCGGCCCGGUACAGCCCGGGCAGCCCCGGCGAUUGCCGUGCCGCCGCCUGCCGCGCUCUGCGGGCUGCCCUGCAGCACCCCGCAGAAGACAUGAAAGACAGGGAGAGGUGGAGGCUGCCAUCCUUCCUGCAGUGCAUUUCUUGGAACCAGAGGAGCUGGAGAAAAGAUUACAAAGCAAAAGCUGAAAACAACAUUCAUGAAGAUGACCUGCAGGACCCAGAGGAAGAAGUGGCUCUGGCCAGCCUUUCCCCCAAUGGAACCUGUGAAGAAGCUGCUGGAGGCACAGGCACCUAGAGCUGCUGGGCAUCCAACAGAGUCCACGUCCCAGACCUGCCCAGUGGAUUUGGAGCAAUGGGAGCAGGAGCUGGUGCAGGCCCUCUCUUCCAAGGACCCACAGCUCCAGGGAAAAGCUGCUUGGCUGAACUCAUCAGGGAUUUUUUAGCUGCCACCAGCACAGAGGGUCUGUGCCAGAGAGCCAUUCCCUGCUGCCCAGGGGCACUUGGAGCUGCUGCUGGACACUGGGCUACUGAGAAGCCCUUUGGGAUGAACACCACAUCCUGGGCAAUAUGACUUUGGGACUUUGAGUGUGAAAUGCAGCCACCUGUUUGAAGAAUGAGAAAUGUUUUCUAAUUCUGAGCAAAGUUCCCUGCUGAGGUUGCUGGGGCUGGCCUCCCUUGCAGACUGAUUCUGCUGCCUUGUUUUCCUACUUUAUUGGUGCUUGGAAGUUCCCACCCUCUUUGUGAUCAAAAACCAAAUCAAACCAAAACAGAACAAAAAAAAAAACAAAAAAA